AUGUCCUGCAUAUCAAAUAAGAUUCAUGAUUUGGUUCAGUCACUGUUUCAUCCAAGUGGAGAAGACAUGCUGGUUAAUAUAAAGAAUCAUGACCUCUUGGAGAAUAUCAAAAGUUAUAUUAACUCACAUUGCUAUGCUGAACCAAGUCGUGUAACCAUGACCGAGGAUCGUUUGGUUGAACUUUUAGAUGCCAUCCUCGUGUAUCUCCAAUGUCUACUCAAGUGUUGUUCUGAAUCUAUUUUCCCAUCAAUGACUCAAUGUGAGCUUCUUCAGAAUGUAUUUGGCAAUUUAAGAGAUUUCCAUAGGUUGAAAGUAAAUGGUUGCGUUGAGUAUGAAACAAUCGAAUAUGUCUUACCUCAUCUUCAACUUAUGGCUCUGAGAGUAGUAAACAUCUGUUUUACUCUUUUGAAUUGUCAACUGGACAAAUUCGAUGAAUCAGAUGUCUCUCUAGUUAACUCCAAGCUAGCUAAUCUACUUGUGGAGGUUAUUCCUGUUGAACUGGAGGUUAUGCACAUAUGUUGUACAAAUUUGAAAGGUUCAAAGUCGGAAGAAGUUGAACGUUUCAUCAAGCAGCUCGUAGAAGCCUCUCCGGACAUUCUUAGAGUAUCUCUGAUUCAUCUACAAGAGCACAUGGUUAAUGCUGGUACUCCUAGAGCUUCUACGUGUAACAUUCAUGUCAUGAUAGAGUUCUUAUUGAUUAUUCUUAGUGAUGUGCUCAAGGACGUUAUUCGUCAUGACAAAUUGUUUGUUUUCUUGGCACGUGUUAGAGAACUGACCAAGGAGGUAUUCGUUCUUGUUCGCAACUUAGAAGAGAAUAUGAAUGAAACAAGUGAUGCAAAUCUAAACUUGCUGGAAAGUAUUGAACUCCUCAAGGAAGAUCUCAAGAAUGAUUUCUUGAAAGCCCGUGCAGACUCAUCUCGGCUCUGCUUCCCCAUGAGUGAUGGACCGCUCUUCAUGACUCUUCUGCUCACAAACUUGAAAGACUUGGUCAAUUCCAAUGCUUCUUCAGUUUCUAUGAUAAAAGAAGAAAUUAAGCAGGUGAAACAAGACCUGGAAAUCAUAAGAUCGUUCUUUGGGUAUGGUGAGCAAGAGUUACAUAGAGAUCUUUGGACUCACGUUCUAGAUUUGUCAUAUGAGGCGGAACAUGCCAUUAACUCAAUUCUUGCCCGAGAUCAUGGUCUAUUACAGCUUAUCUUCAUACUUCCUGAUACCGUAGAAAAGAUCAAGCUUGUCAAAAAAGAGGUACAAGAGAAGAUCCCCAAGAGCAGCGGUAUUAUUGUUGCGAACGCUCCCAACAAGCCGGUUGAAAGAAACUCAUCGAGUACAGUUGGUAAAAUAAUUGUAGGUUUUGAGGAGGAGACAGAGUGGAUAAUUAGGAAGCUCACCAGCGGACCAGCUGAGAUAGAUGUCAUUUCCAUAGUCGGCAUGCCAGGGCUUGGAAAAACUACUUUGGCAUACAGAGUGUAUAAUGAUAAGUCCAUUGUUGAUCAUUUCGACGUUUGUGCUUGGUGCACAAUCGACCAAGAACGUAAUGAGAAAAAGUUGUUGCAGAAAAUUUUCAAUCAAGUUAUUGGUUUGAAAGAAAGAUUCAGUGAGAAGGACAUAGAUGAUGACGUUGCUGAUAAGCUGCGGAAACAACUAUUUGGAAAACG
This is a messenger RNA of Solanum tuberosum (potato), 1652 nucleotides long. RefSeq names its product putative late blight resistance protein homolog R1C-3. Gene Ontology annotation, molecular function: ADP binding. NCBI's taxonomy places the organism in Eukaryota, Viridiplantae, Streptophyta, Magnoliopsida, Solanales, Solanaceae. The transcript has a single exon. The record is from RefSeq and is a predicted model, not a curated record. The annotation marks the transcript as partial.